Messenger RNA from Calidris pugnax (ruff), 5197 nucleotides. RefSeq names its product alpha kinase 1 (gene ALPK1). Gene Ontology annotation, molecular function: protein serine/threonine kinase activity; ATP binding. Gene Ontology annotation, biological process: protein phosphorylation. The record is from RefSeq and is a predicted model, not a curated record. Bases 382 to 3996 code for a protein of 1204 amino acids. The transcript is spliced from 16 exons. NCBI's taxonomy places the organism in Eukaryota, Metazoa, Chordata, Aves, Charadriiformes, Scolopacidae.
AAUUCCUGUCAGCCCUUUGGUUCCGGAAACAGCCUGCUUUCCCGGACCGCGAGAGCACUGCUCUGAUAGGAUUAUUUCAAUACUUGUACUUAUUAAGGUUCCUAGAUGUCACAUUGAAGAUCUAAACAAGAGAAGGCUUGAACUGUAUUACAACCAGCGAGUGAGGAUUCAUCAACCAUUUUCGUUCCACUCCUCAACUGUGACCCUUAAGAGACCAACAGUGUUUUUUGUAAGAACUGGAACAACUGUCCAGGUUGAUUACAGUAGAGGUACCUCAGCCUUGAAGGGAUCCUUUUCAUUUAGAAUCCGUGUCUUCUCUUAAGUAAUUGAUCACCGUGCACCCGGGGACACCCAAUUCACAGCCAAGUGGGAUCAGCCUUCAUGAAUAAUCAAAAUGCCGUGGCCACGCUGCUGCAGGAGUGCAAACGAGCUCUGGACACGCUCCUGUCGGCAAAGGCUGACGCAGGCGAGGAAGAGGAGCGAGAAUACCGGCGGUGCCAAGCUUUGCUUCCUGAGGACUUGAGGACUUUGCUGGAGGAGGCAAAGGAAAUGAAGUGGCCCUUUGUGCCGGAGAAGUGGCAAUACAAACAAGACCUCGGCCCAGAAGACAAAACAAACCUGCAAGAUAUGAUCAGCGUGAGGCUCCCCGAUUUGCUGAUUUAUUUGAAAGCCUCCAUCAUGGUCAAGGACUGCGUAACGGCAGCUGCUGUUGUGUUCCUGAUCGACCGGUUCCUGUAUUGGAUUGAUGCCUCCAGCCAACUUCUUGGGAUUGCCAAGGCUCUGCACAGGCUCCAGCCCACCACGCCGAUGGGCCCUCAGGUGCUCAUCCGGCAGGCUCGCCUCUCUGUCAACACAGGUAAACUUUUAAAAGCUGAAUACAUCCUAAGCAACCUUAUAAACAACAAUGGAGCAACAGGUACCUGGCGAUACGCUGAGGAAAGCGAUAGGAUUCUCGUUCAGUCAGUCUGCUUACAGAUCCGAGGACAGAUCCUGCAAAAGCUUGGGAUGUGGUAUGAGGCAGCAGAGUUGAUCUGGGCUUCGGUCGUGGGAUAUUUCAAACUUCCUCAACCAGAUAAAAAGGGAAUUGCUACUUCCUUGGGUAUUAUGGCAGACAUCUUUGCUUCCAUGAAUGAGAAGGAUUAUGACCGCUUUAAAACCAAUGCUGAGAUUGACCUGAGCCUUCUCCGAGAGUUCAGUCAUCGCUUAUUGUCAGCUGCUGAGGCCUGCAAACUAGCAGCAGCCUACAGCCAGUACACCCCCCUGUUUGUCCUCACAGCCGUGAACAUCCGUGGGGUGUGUUUGCUGUCCUAUAGUCACUCCAAGGACUGUCCCCCAGAAAAGAGAAAGUUUUACUUGUCUGAAGCCAAAGAAUCCUUUGAGAUCGGCCUCCUCACCAAGGAUGAUAAGAGUCCCAUCACCAGCAAGCAGGAGCUCCACAGUUUUAUUAAAGCAGCUUUCUGCCUCGCAACUGUUCAUCGAUGGCUCUACGGGGAGAGUGAGGAACUCUGCGAGGUGCGUCAGGUCUGUAAAGAAGCCAUGGGCAAACUGCAUUCAUACAGUGCUUCAUCUACAGAAGAGGAAGAGAAAGGAGUGCUUGCCAAAGAGAUCAUGUGUCUGAUCACAUCCGUGAAGAAGCGCCUGCGGGUGGAAAGCUUCCCGAAUUCUGAUGCUAGAUCUUAUGUUCCAGACAGUUUUAAAGGCACAGUGGAAAAACCUAUCCUGCAACGGGAAGUCAGCUUUGAGAAGAUCCUUGCCAUGCAUUCUCAACAUCAUCUGUCAGUGUGUGAAGUGUUUGAAAAUACCUGCAGGCUUCAUAAAAGCGCACCAGGAGAAACCCAAGUGGGAGUCUGUAUCACAACCUUAAGAACAGAAACCAAAACCAUAGACACUGUGUGUACUACUGAAGAAAUAGUGAACCAGAGGAAAGGCACGGCAAAAACGCUGAAUUCACCAACAGCAGGAAGUAGCUCAGAGAGACUCAGUGGCCAAAGAAAGAAAUACUUGGGUUCUGAUGUGAUGAAAAUUUCCUUCAAUGAAGAGACUGAGCCAUUAGAAAUAGAAAUAAAUGAUGAAAACAGUGCUUUCAGCAAGUGGCGAAAGAAGAGUCAGACCACUACUUCAGAGAGCUCUUGGUGCAACCUUUCAAAAUCAAGUUACUCUUCCAGCUGGGAGGAACUAAACAGUAAUAGCAGCAAAGAGUCUCCCAGGGAAAGGCAGCAGCAGGAAAAGGGCUCAGUGGAGGAGCAGUGUUGUACAACAGAAUCUGAUGAAAAUGGUCAGGCUGCAUAUUUGCGCUCCCUAUCUCCCAGAGCCUGCCCCCCAUCACCUCAAGAGCCUCUUCAUAGCUGCGGGGGAUCUCCUCAACCUUCCUUGGAGGUAGCUGGGAGGCUGGUAGAGAAGGAGUCUCUGCGUGUAGAAGAGCUACGGGAGGGAAGACACCGUGGAAAGAGCUCUUCAGAGAAGAAAGCAGAGGAGGUGAACAUUGCGGUUCCUUCCCUCUCCACCCCUUACUCUGUUCCUACCAGGCUGGAGGAGAAGUCCUCCUCCCGGGCAGAGCUGGGCUGCAGGACCAAGGACAGCGGCGGGGAGGGAGGUGGGCCCCGGAGCCAGUUCCUGUGGGUCGACCCAGAAGGAGAGACUGCAGAGAGCACCGAGGAUCCCCCCCGUGAGGCACGGCCCCCCGAAAAUGGGGGUGCUUCGGGUGCUUCUGGACUACCAACGGGCAUCAAGCCGAAAAUGGCCACCGACUCCUCUGUGCGUGACUGGCUGAGGAGAUCUGCCCUGGUGGGAAACAGAUCUCUCAAAGUGCCUGAAGUUGACGCCCAGGCAGAAACAGUAGAUGACACCGAAUUUGAUUUCAUCAGUGUUGGAGACCUAGAAAACAAUUAUCCGAUGGCAUCUGUUGCAGAGCAUCAAUCAGCUCCCAGUGCACCAACAGCUUUGUCCUCGGAGGGAAAGAUAUCCAUAACUGAGCACUUUGAUUGUGCCACUACCAAAGAAGAUGAAGAGAAGUCUCAGGAUGUGGUGAGCAGCAAGAGACAAUCCAGUUCAUCUCUGAGUUCAUGGUACAAAGCAGGAGAGAUGCCCAAGAGUUCCCCUGAAAGUGUGUUUCUGAGCCCAAGGGAAGGUGGUGUCGUCUUCAUGCCUGGGAGAACAAAGGAAGAAAUCCUUGACGCUCGAUUUCUGAGGGACAGUGAUUACACGCAGCUUCUGGCAGGGGUGGAACAUAAUUGGCUUGUCCAGAGACUGACGCCUACUGGAGUUUUUAAGGCUAAACAGCUUCGUGAAGCAUACUCUGCUCUUCUUCUAAAAUACUCAAAGAAAUCAGGCCUCUGGACAGCCCAAGAAACAGCGGUAUUCAUUGGGGACUACCUGAACGUGGAAAAGGAAGGUAAACAGAGAAGUGCAUUUUGGAUACACUUCCUGCACCAAGAAGAAAGUCUGGGAAGGUACGUUGGGAAAGAAUAUAAAGAUGAAAAAGGACUACUUCAUCAUUUCAGUGACGUGGAACGGCAAAUGACUGCCCAGUACUACGUGACGGAAUUCAAUAAAAGACUGUAUGAGCAGAAGGUCCCAACCCAAAUCUUUUAUAUCCCAUCUGCAGUACUCCUGAUACUGGAAGACAGAAUUAUAAAAGGGUGUGUGAGCGUGGAGCCCUACAUCCUCGGGGAGUUUGUGAAGCUGUCCAAUAACACGAAGGUUGUGAAGAAUGAGUACCAAGCCACACAGUACGGUCUGGCCUAUGGCCAUUUCUGCUACGAGUUCUCCAAUGGGACAGACGUUGUCGUUGAUCUGCAAGGUUGGGUGACGGGUAAUGGGAAGGGCCUCAUCUACCUCACAGACCCCCAGAUUCAUUCUCUUAAUAGCAAAGAUGUUUCACGCUCCAACUUCGGGAAGAAAGGAAUUUAUUAUUUCUUUAAUAAUCAACACGUGGAGUGCAAUGAAAUCUGUCGCUGCCUUUCUUUAACAAGACCCUCGGUAGAGCUGCCAAUGUAGACUUGCUCAAGGCAGUCACACAAAGAAUGACCCUUAAGAUGGAGAGGAUUUUAACCUACACACCUUCAGGAGUAUAUUGUCUUUGUGAGAACAGACCCACUGAGCUGAUACCCAUGUGAGUUGGGUCAGUCAUUACCUGUAUGAGUUUGGCAAGUUCUGGUCUUUGCAUCCAGGCUGGUAAUGCCAUGUUACCAUCUUGUGUACCAUCUGAACCUCACAUGGUUACAUCUGUAAGAAUUCACAGAAGAACUUCCGAAGAGUAAGAAAACAACCUCCCAAAAUUCAGCGAGAGGUGGACUGCAAGACUGUAUAAACUUCUCAUCCAUUGCCCAGAAAGGGCAAUAGGCACCAUCUGCUCUUGGGAAAUGGAGUAUGGAUGGAGUGAGUCAGAAGCAGAGAGUUGCAUUUCAAUCAUCUGUAAAAUUUUCAAAAACUUGUAUAAAUGCUUCGGGGAACAAAUGGUAAUGUUUUGGUUUGCUUCAAAAAUAGCAAAGUUUCUUUCAGGGGUGUGUAUGGUGUGUGUAUCCUGCCUGUGUGGCCACACAACAUCUAAACGGGUGGAAAUACGGUUUUAACUGUAACAGCCAAGUUGUGCUGCUCCGCAAGGGAAAAAUAGUGUUCUUGGACUAAGAGAUGCUUUGUGUGAGUAUUUUAGGACUACUACAUUUAACAAGCUCUCAGAAGCCUUUCCCAAGAGAAGAACAGUUCUUGCUUAAGGACAGUACAUCUCUUCUGCCCUGUAAUGAAACUGUGGGCACCACGGAGUUGGUGACCGAUCCUAUAACAAAUUCCCACAAAUAAUCUCACUGGACAUGAGCGUAGCCGCUGGUGCAGAGGAGCAGUUCUGGGAGAGUCCAGUGUCUAAUGAACACAGAGUGAGCAGCCUCAGUGCCAGUUUUGGUUCCAGCUGGGCGGGCAGAUGCCCUCCCCUCGAGCCUCACAGAGCUGCGAGAUGGAAGGUGUUCAGGAAGGAGCGGUGCCUUUCUCAGAUGAGUCCCCGAAAGAACAUACAUGAAUGAAAGUAAAACAGAUGUCCAGUAACAUGAGAAGGAGAAAGUGAUCUUACAUUCUUCCAGCACAUCUUUCCUGGUGUUACUUGCCUAACUGGCAGGCAGAAAAGCUGCUUCUGGGGAAAUUCAAGCAAACAGUUACAUGUAUUCACCUUAACAGUGCCACAUACCACUGGAAUAAUGCACAGGAC